AUGGCACCUCAGAUCAAAUUGUACUACUCCCCCAAUGCCUGCUCUAUGGCGCCUCAGCUCCUUCUCGAGGACGCUGGUCUGGCAUACGAAGCCAUCAAGGUCUCCUAUGACCCACAGGAAAGAGCCGAUUUCGUCAAGAACGUCAAUCCCAAAGGCCAGGUGCCAGCCCUGGUCAUCGAUGGUGUAGUCGUCACUGAGGCUCCCGCCAUCAUCACAGCCAUUUCACAUUUGGUACCGGAGAAAAACUACAUUGGCAAGACGCCCAUGGAUAACGUCCGCUUUUACGAGUGGCUGAACUACCUCAGCGGCAACAUCCACGGCAAGGCGUUUGGCGGUCUUUUCGCUCCUUCAAAAUAUUCGACCGACGCAGCGGCUGAAGCAGGCAUCAGAGAGAAGGCCAAGGAGAGUGUUCUCGCGGGCUUCAAGGUGGUUGAAGACAAGCUCGCCGCGCUCGGCGGACCACAGUACGCUCUUGGAGACAGCCUGACCGGAGUCGACGCCUACCUCACCACCUUCAUCAUCUGGGCGCAGAAAUUCCAAUUGGACCUUAGUCCCUUCCCAAACUACACCAAGCUAUAUGAGGGUAUUUCCCAGACGCCGGCAUGGAAGAGUGUGGUUGCCAAGCAAGCUUGA
Molecule: messenger RNA, 633 nt
Organism: Ramularia collo-cygni
Lineage: Eukaryota; Fungi; Ascomycota; Dothideomycetes; Mycosphaerellales; Mycosphaerellaceae
Product: related to glutathione S-transferase GST-6.0
Exons: 1
Coding region: 1-633 (210 amino acids)
Source: RefSeq, a predicted model, not a curated record